This is a messenger RNA of Mycetomoellerius zeteki, 3318 nucleotides long. RefSeq names its product macoilin-1. The record is from RefSeq and is a predicted model, not a curated record. Gene Ontology annotation, biological process: neuronal signal transduction. Lineage: Eukaryota; Metazoa; Arthropoda; Insecta; Hymenoptera; Formicidae. Gene Ontology annotation, cellular component: rough endoplasmic reticulum membrane. Bases 713 to 2887 code for a protein of 724 amino acids. The transcript is spliced from 12 exons.
GUGGGCCGGGAGGGGAGGAAAUGGAGGGGGAGAGCGGAGCAGCGCGUGUUGCCAGGUCGCGCGCGCGGAGCGCUGUUAACGCGAGUGAAACGAGCCGAUGGACCGACCGCAGCACGGUCGGGAGACAUCUACGAUCGAUAAAGGCUCGUGGAGAAAGCCCGAAAUCGCGUCGCGCGACGGAAAAUCGCGAGAGGAAGAGAGAUAAAUAAAAAGAGAGAAAGAAAGAGACAGAGAUCGGCCGGCAAGCGAGCGAUCGGCACGCUUUUGUACGAGGUGAUAAAACGUCUUGCGAUUUUUCGUGACGCAGACAAGACAGCCGCGACAACGACGACGGCGACGGCGACGGCGGUAGUAGUGGUGGUGGUGGUGGUGGUGGUGGUGCGCGGCGCCGCGCGAUUAAUACAAUCGGCAGGUGAUUUCUCGUCGCUGAUUAAAGCGCCAUGUCCCGCGAUGGACCAAUCAGCUGCUUGGUAAACCGCCGUGAGACCUCGAGUCUGUCCACAGACGAAUGACAACAAAAGAGACUGAUAGAAGUCGCGCGCGCGAGAGAGCGAACCCGAGUUUUUUCGCACGCGAGUGUGUUACCCCCGCGCGCAGCCGAGGAGGCCCAGUAUAUCCGCCGUCGCGGCCGCUUUUUUUCCGUUUACCCCCCGUAGCGCGCCGCGAGUAACGUCGCUUAAGCCUGGUGGUGGUGAAAGGUGCCGUGAGGAAUAUGAAGAGGAGAAAUGUCGAGUGCGGUAAGCUUCGGAGGCCCUUGAAACGCAACAAGCUCACCGAGGGGAUCUACGGAAGUACCUUGCUUUAUCUGAAGUUUCUUCUACUAUGGGCCAUGGUGAUCUUGGCAGACUUCAUUUUGGAAUUCCGUUUUGAAUUUUUGUGGCCGUUCUGGCUACUCCUCCGAAGCGUUUACGAUUCCUUUAAAUAUCAAGGCUUGGCCUUCUCUGUAUUUUUUAUUUGUAUUGCACUUACGUCAGACAUGAUUUGCUUCUUUUUUAUCCCUGUGCAUUGGCUGUUUUUUGCUGCCAGCACUUAUGUUUGGGUGCAAUACGUCUGGCAUACAGAUAAAGGAGUGUGUCUACCAACUGUGAUGCUGUGGCUACUAUUUCUAUAUAUAGAAGCAGCAGUGCGGUUGCGUGAUUUGCGUCAUAUGCCAUUUCACCUAGACCUCUGUCGGCCGUUUGCAGCACAUUGCAUUGGCUAUCCUGUAGUUACAUUGGGCUUUGGUUUCAAGAGCUAUGUAGGCUACAGAAUGAGGCAGAGAAAACAAAAAGAUGUAGCAAAGGAGAACGAGUUCUACCUACAAUUACUGCAGCAAGCACUGCCUCUAGAGCAACAAGCUAUGUCAAUGCAGCAAAUUCAACCGCAAAUGCAGCCACAGACACAACAGGUCACUGCGUCGUUAGAGCAACACGUGAAAACUCAAACACACAAAUUGAGUCCACAGUACAAUCCAAGCCCUGAAAAAAGCAGAGGUAAGGGUAAUAACAAUUCCAUAGAAACGAACGUACAAAAUGGCGGAGUACACCCUAGUAGCCAGGUCACAUCACAAACACAAACUGCUACUACCAAAAGUACUCAUAGAAAAUCCUUAGACAAGAGUGAAAAGCAGGAAGAGCAGCAUAAUAAACACAAUGUAUCAAAUAAUUCACCAUCAGACAAAAGCGACAAGAAAUUUAUACACAGUAAUGGAAGCACAGUAUCGCACAGUGACAUACAACUCAUCGAGAGGGUGGGAUCUGUAAAUGAUUUUGACAUAAAUGAGGUAGAAAAGGACAAAUCUAUCAAAGGUUGCGGACAUACUACAAUAAAAUCACAAACGAAUGGUUCGGUAGCAGGAAAAUGGAAUAACGUAAAAGAAAGUCGAGAUUCAUCGUCGACUACUAAUGUCCAACGGGAACGUAAGACUCGGCAGGUUAAAAAUACUAGUGAAAUCACAGCGGAGCAACAGAAACAGCAAGAUGAUUAUUAUCAAAGGUUACUGGUGUGUCGCAGGCUCGAGGCAGACAUAAAACGUUUGAAGUCAGAUUUGCAAUCAAGUCGACAAAUGGAACAAGAAUUACGAUCGCAAAUCAAUGUCUUGCUCAAUGGAGAGAGACAAGCUAAGGGUGAUAUUCAACAACUCCAACAUGAUAAUGACCAAUUGCAAAGCAAAUUACAUGGUCUAGUGACGGCGCGUCAAUUGGAUAAGCAAACGGUGUCAUCGUUGGAAAAGCGAAUUGCAGAAGAGCGAAAGCAACGUAACGCAUGCGAAGCGUCCUUGCUCUCCGAACGAAGGGCACGACGAGCUGCCGAAGAAGCACGCUCCGCAAUUCCACCACCACCACCUCCGCUUAUCAGGCAAGAAUGCACUGACGCGUGUAAAAACCGGAGAUCUCAAAUGGAACAGGACCUUAAAAAUCUGCGCCGAGAACUCAAAUUGAAGGAAGAAAGAUGUAACGCAUUGGAAAACGAUGUCGCGCGUUGUAAAGAGAACCACAGAGAGUGUGAAAUUCUACUCCCUGCACUCAAUGCGCUGCAAGAUAAAAACGCACAUUUGGAAAAUAGCUUGAGUGCAGAAACGCGUAUAAAACUUGAUCUGUUUUCGGCACUCGGCGAAGUUAAGCGCCAAUUAGAAAUCCGAGAAAGCUUAAUCAGAUCUCAAGAGAAAGAAAUCGAGAUGUUGAAAACAAAAAUAGCGCAAGAUUUAGCUGUGAUGCCACAAGAUACAUUUGGUCCAGCGCCAAUCUGUGCGACGUCCAAGCUUCGUUUAAAUAGUGAAGUGAGAGUAGUAGGAACAAAAAUACGUUCGAAUGAAAGUCCCUGUCCGGGGUGUACCGUGUCAAAUUUGGAUCCGAAUGCGACAGCGUACACGCCUAAAAGUUCCCUUAUAGCAUCGACUGAAGCUUAAGGAACUGCAAUUCUCUCAUCAGAAACCCGAUAGUAGGAUACAUCAACUACAAAGAAUGUUUCAAGUUUCUUCGUGGAAAUAUCACUAUUUGAUUCACAAGUAUGCAAAAUACGGAUUUAUCGAUCAGCUGCUGAAUCUUUUCUGCAUCAUCUUCUUUAAGACAACACAUAUUUUUAUUAUAUACGGAUCCUCCCGAUGUAAACAAAACCUGGAAGUCUUCCAUGAGAAACUUCGCGAAACAUGUUUUGUAUCGUGUCUUGUCGUUUUGAAAAAGAAAUGGAACCGUUGACAUUACUUAUGAUCACGCGACGCGGCACUGGUUUUUAGAAUGUCAAAGAAAUCCAGUAACAAUCUUAAUUUGUAACAUUUAUGCUGUAGGUUGAUCUUACGAAUAUAUAACAAUUCGUGAACAAUCAGUGAAUCGUAACUAU